GUGUGUCAAUAGCUGAAGCUAAAGCUAACUGCUGUGUUCUCGUAUCGUUUGUUUUCCCCGCUGCUGACGCUUCUCUCUGUGUCGUAGAGUUGGUUUUUUGAACUUCGGCUGUGAGGAAACGUCCUGGUGAACGAGGUGUGUCACCUUGGCUGUGGUCCUCUCUCCAGUCUCUCGGGUGGUGGGUGACACUGGCUCUCUGCCAGUCCUCUGUCGAUGAAGAUGUCCCUGGCCCAGCGGGUGCUCCUCUCCUGGAUCUUUGCCCUCUUCUUCCUCAUCAUGCUGGUCCUCAAGCUGGACUCCAAGAUCCACUGGAACUGGUUCCUGAUCUUCCUCCCCAUCUGGACCUUUGACACCAUCCUCAUCCUCAUGCUGAUCGUGAAGAUGGCAGGACGCUGCAAGCCAGACUUUGACCCCAGAGACGGCGAGCAGAGCCUGAAGAGGAGGCUGUGGUACCUGACAGCCCUGCUGCUGAAGCUGGCCUUCUGCCUGACACUAUGCUCCCACCUAGAGAGGCUGGCUGACAUGUGGGUCAGCGUGGUGUGUGUCCCCCUCUGGGUGCUGCUGGGUGGGGCGCUGGUGGAGCUGGGACACAGUGUUUUCCACUACAGGAGGGACUGAAUCAGAGAACCCUACAAUACUUGAUUCUGAACAUGACAGAAACGUUUUACUCUCAGGCUUCUCGAGCUAUGGAUGCACCAAUCUGAUCUGCUGGAUUGGUAUCAGAGCGGACGCAGACCUUAUCAAGCACAUUGUGUCUCAGGCUGAAAUGACAGAUCCACUUAAAAUGCUGUUUAUUUCUCAAUGUCAUUAUAAAAUUUGAUGUUUCUGCCUCGAGCUCAGCACGUUACAGCAGGUUCCAAACUCAAGAGGCUCCAAAGAGUUCUACACACUGAUGUACAGGUUUUAAAUCCGAUAAGCGCAGAGCAUGACAUUGUUUUGACGUUCACAUUACUUCCUUCUGGCUUUUCAACAGUAGAAACAGAAAUCGUGACAAAACAAAAUGUUGGUCUACAAUUCACCUCUCCACUUUUUUGGUGGAGGGUGCACACAUACUGGACACAAAUACAGCCACGGUAAUACCAGGGCCACAUUGAUGGUAUAAAAUUACUCACUGCUCUAGCAUGCACUGUGUUCCACUGAACCAUGUAAUAUGUUGCUGUUUAUGGAAUCACUGUUGCAUCUCUGUGUAUUUCUGUACAGCAGUUAGAAAUCUCACAACUUCCAUGUGAUGAAUUUGUCAGUGCAUCCCAGACUGUCCCUCUGCCACUGAAACAAUUCACUUUGAAUGUAAUCCAGAACAUUCUCUGGAUAUAUGAAUUAAGUCCUUUGCACUGUGCAGAUAAAGAAUUGUAGUUUACAUCCUUGUGAAUGCAAAAUAUAAUUCUGUAAUACAUUUAAUACAAUUUCUGAUGGCUGUAAGGCCAUGCUCAGUAUUAACUGUUGUCAAGCUUGAGUUUCAAUUCAUCCUGUCAGUUAUAUUGCGUUUAUCUGGCAGAUUCUUGUCGAAGAUGAGUUAAGAUAUCCAGUUCCAUCUCUGUGCUGCUUAGCUGUGGUCGGCCUUUUAUUGGUAAAACCUGUGCUUUUCUAAUGCGAUAAAGGUUUGUUCCAACAUGACAUCCUAUUUUGAACAUUUUAACAUCCUCAUUUAGCAUAUUAGCACCUAUUCUAGCAUUUAAGUCAAAGUUCCUAUGAGGCUGAUGGGAAUUUAUCCGUAUAUCCUGACGUGAUGAAAAAAUGGACUAACAGAGCCAUUGUUUUUUCAAUGUGUUGUUGAAAAACACAUGUUCAUCUCCAAACUGCAAACGUGGAUAGAAAGAUAAAUACUGAAACCUGGAGGAUAUGAAAGGCAGGAGAGACAUUAACAUCGACUACAUCCUUAUUUAGAACCAUUUAUUGAGAGGUUCUGAUCAGAGUAUAAAUCACACUACCAAGUCUUAUCUUAGGAAAUAAAAUGUAUUUACAACAAAAUUUUCACAUACAUUGGUUUCAA
Paralichthys olivaceus (Japanese flounder) is the source of this 1990-nucleotide messenger RNA. It is a transcript of the gene tmem60, whose product is annotated as transmembrane protein 60. NCBI's taxonomy places the organism in Eukaryota, Metazoa, Chordata, Actinopteri, Pleuronectiformes, Paralichthyidae. The record is from RefSeq and is a predicted model, not a curated record.